GCCAAUGGAAUCCCAGGACGGUGCAGGCCAGCCUAAUUCCCGCAGCCGCGCCGAGCGUGGGCGGGGUCCUUAGCUGGUUCAGUGUCUCGCGCCCGACAGCGAAGCGGGCGUCUGCACAAGCAACCAGUUCAAGAGCCUGCUGUAAUCCCAUCUCCACUCUCUGAACCUCAACUGAGGACUGGAGACCGGGUGAAUGACUCCGUUGAGGGCAGCAAUGAGGGGUGAAAGAGAGCUUCUCAAUGGCCUUGUAGAAAAAGCUCCCCAAGUCCAAGAUGGUUCUGAACUGGGCAGAUUUCCUCUGGCCCCAGGGCGGGAGAGAUUUGGAACACACACUUGUCAGCAUUGAGAGUGAGGGCUUCCGCCUCGCUGAGACUCCAGCCCUACAGAGCACGUUCAUGGAGCCUGGAACACCAAUAACCAACCUUUGGAGGACAAGCAGACUCCCUCUGGACCUGUAGGGAAAUGCCCCAGCCUCGCCACCAUGGCACGUGGUUUCACAGUGGGCUUUGACCCAUUGGGUCUAGGAGAACUCAGCUCUAGCUCUCUGAGCUCCCUCUCCUCCCGAGGCCAUCUGGGCAGCGACUCAGGCUCCACAGCAACACGAUACUUGCUGAGGAAGCAGCAGCGCCUGCUCAAUGGGCCCCCCCGCGGAAUCCGAGCCUCGUCCCCCAUGGGCCGAGUCAUCCUCAUCAACUCCCCCAUUGAAGCCAACAGUGAUGAAAGUGACGUCAUCCAUGCAGUUCGGGUGGAGAAGAGCUCCUCUGGGAGGCUGGGUUUCAGCGUGAGAGGUGGCUCUGAGCAUGGCCUGGGCAUCUUCGUCAGCAAGGUGGAGGAGGGGAGCAGUGCAGAGCGGGCUGGCCUGUGUGUGGGGGACAAGAUCACGGAAGUGAAUGGGCUGAGUCUAGAGAGUACCACAAUGGGCAGUGCUGUGAGGCUGCUGACCGGCAGCAGCUGCCUGCACAUGAUGGUGCGGCGCAUGGGCCGUGUGCCUGGCAUCAAGUUCUCCAAGGAGAAGACCACCUGGGUGGAUGUGGUGAACCGGAGGCUAGUGGUAGAAAAGUGCAGCCCAGCACCAUGGGACAGCGGCUCAGACGACGGUGUGCGGCGCAUUGUCCAUCUCUAUACAACCUCUGAUGACUUCUGCCUCGGCUUCAACAUCCGUGGGGGCAAGGAGUUCGGCCUGGGCAUCUACGUGUCUAAAGUGGAUCAUGGCGGGCUGGCUGAGGAGAACGGCAUCAAAGUGGGGGACCAGGUCCUGGCGGCCAACGGUGUCAGGUUCGAUGACAUCAGCCACAGCCAGGCUGUGGAAGUGCUGAAGGGCCAAACGCACAUAAUGCUGACCAUCAAGGAGACCGGCCGGUACCCUGCCUACAAAGAGAUGGUCUCAGAGUACUGCUGGCUGGAUAGAUUGAGCAAUGGAACACUGCAGCAGCUGUCCCCAGCCUCGGAGAGCGGCUCCAGUGUCUCCUCCUACGCCUCCAGUGUCCCCUGUAGCUCAGGCUCACUGCCCUCUGACCGCAUGGAUGUCUGCCUGGGGCCUGAGGAGCCCAGUGGCCGUGGCCCAGGCUGGGGACGAGCAGACACAGCCAUGCAGACCGAGCCUGACAUGGACAGCCGUGUGGAGACUUGGUGCAGCGUAAGGCCAACCGUCAUCCUCAGGGACACGGCCAUCCGCUCUGAUGGCCCCUCUUCUACCCGACGCCUUGAUUCUGCUCUUUCAGAGUCACCCAAGACCGCUCUGCUGCUGGCCCUGAGCCGACCCAGGCCUCCCAUCACACGAUCUCAGAGCCACCUGACACUGUGGGAGGAGAAGAAACAGCGGAAGAAGGAGAAGUCAGGGACCCCGGGGGAGAAGGGGGCCUUGCAGCGCUCCAAGACACUGAUGAACCUCUUCUUCAAGGGAGGGCGGCAGGGGCGGCCUGCAGGGGACGGGCAUAGAGAGGCCUGGACACUGGACAGCAGAAGCCCCACCAAAGUCCGCCCUCGCCUGGACCUGGAGAGAGGGAGCGUGGGGCCUGUGCAGAAAUUUGUCACCUGGAGGCUGAGACGUGACCGGGAGAAGGGCCAGGCCCUGCUCUCUGCCAGGUCUGGAAGCCCCUCUGGCCAGCUGCCCAAUGUGGAUGAGCAGGUGCAGGCCUGGGAAAGUCGACGGCCCCUCAUUCAGGACCUGGCCCGGCGGCUGCUGACAGACGAUGAGGUACUCGCAGUCACUCGCCACUGCUCCCGGUUCCAGAGGGCCCCAGUGUCUGUGGGAGUCGGUUUCAGAAGACUCUCGGUGCUGGGGAGGCUGCAGAGUGCUUCUCCCUGCCCCCAGGAGAACUGGACUGUACUGCCGUUCUCUCUCAGGGACCCCAGGGGUCCUGUGUAUGUCCAUGAGGGUGGUGUGGAGGAUCUGGUGCGCCCCCUGCUGGCCAUCCUGGACAGGCCGGAGAAGCUGCUGCUGCUGAGGGACAUCAGGAGUGUGGUGGCCCCCACGGACCUGGGACGUUUUGACAGCAUGGUGAUGCCUGUGGAGUUGGAGGCUUUCGAGGCCCUCAAGAACAGGGCAGUUCGGCCUUCUGCUUUGAGACCAACUAGGCAAGACACGCCACCCAAGCGUCACCUCGUCACCCCUGUGCCUGACAGCCGUGGAGGCUUCUACUUGCUGCCUGUGAACGGCUGCGCAGACGAUGAUGACGGAGAGAUAAGGGAGAGGCUGGGGGGCCUUCAGGUCUCCCUCAGUGCCGCUGCCCCUCGCCGUCACCAUAAAGGAAUCCCCCCUCUACAAGACGUGCCUGUCGACGCCUUCUCCCCUCGCCGAAGCGCAUGCGCACCUCCUCCUGUGGCUCCCCGGCCUCCCAGGCCUAACUGGCUACUCACAGAACCCCGGAGCAAAGAAGACUCUCAGAACCGGAGCCAGACCCCAGCCCAGAGCCGCAGCCGAAGUCGCAGUCGAGGUCGGGGCAAGUCCCCUGGGCGCAGGCGCUCUCCUUCUCCAGCGCCCAUCACCUCCGCCACCACGGUCAACGGGCGCUACCACAGGCCUCGGAAGGCAAGGCCCUCGCUUCCAAGACCUCUAGGUGGGCCGGAGGCCAAGGUGGGAGCUAGGCAAGGGCCCCUGGAGAACGGAAUCGGUGGGGCGGCUGAGGAGACUGCCAGGAAGGCCGCCACUGGAGAGCUGAGGACAGUCACACUAUCCAAGAUGAAGCAGUCUUUGGGCAUCAGCAUCUCUGGGGGCAUCGAGUCCAAGGUGCAGCCCAUGGUCAAGAUAGAGAAGAUCUUUCCGGGAGGCGCCGCUUGCCUCUGCGGGGCCCUGCAGGCUGGCUUCGAGCUGGUGGCAGUGGACGGAGAGAGUCUGGAGCAGGUGACUCACCAACGAGCCGUGGACACCAUCCGCAGGGCGUACAGGAACAAGGCUCGGGAGCCUAUGGAGCUCGUGGUCAGGGUCCCCGGGCCUGGCCUGCUGCCCGUAUCCUCUGCCCCAUUAGCCUUAAAGGACCAGAGCCUUCCUGCUGACAGUUCCUCUGCCCAUGGUCCCCUUGACAACACCCCAAUGCCGCCCCCAGCUGCCUCCCCCCGAGGCCAGGCAACUACAGCAGACUCUCAACCCAGCCCUUCAGACUCCUCAGUGUACCCCCAAGCUCUCCCCUCUUCCUAAGGCUCCCCAGGGCCCUCCCCAUUGGUCUUAGGGACUAUGGCUGCUCCGAUUUCCUGCACCCUUGGGCCGGCCUCCUCUGCCCUAUCUGCAGAGACUGCCACGCUUGUGGUUCUGCACCACCCCAGGCUGUCACAAAGGCUCCGACCUUUUACGAUAAGCUAGAUGUCCAAGAACAAGUGGGGAACCUGUGUCACCUGCUUUCCCUGGUCCUGGACUGCUUUGCAGUGAGGGGACAGACUCAAAUCUGAAGCCUGUGACAGGUGUGAGGUUUUUCAUGCCCCUGGCACCCCAUCCUCUGAGUCCUCAAGGUCACGGCGUCCAUUCCCCAGUCUCAAGCUUCGUUCAGUGCAAAGGAUGGGAUGGACGGCUUCUCUAAUCCCUCAAACCUCACCAAGACUCAUGUUGUGGUCCACUAGGAUCCGGUUUUACCCUUUCUCCCCGUAGGAACUCCAUGAAGUCGGGGAGUAGCCAGCAAACAGAGGAGGCAGGUGUCCCAGACAGAUACCAAACAAGUUCCCCUGCAUUUCUUUACCCAGCAAACUUUUUUAAAAACAAAAGUUUUUUUAAUUUUUCUUUGGGUUUGUACAAGAAAUUUACAGUGUGAAAAAUAUACAAGUGAAAACCAGGCCAUAAACCCGGUAUUAGGAGGGGCUGCUUGGUCACAAACACAAAUAAACAAGACAUUGCUGA
Messenger RNA from Mesocricetus auratus (golden hamster), 4327 nucleotides. RefSeq names its product PDZ domain containing 7 (gene Pdzd7). The transcript has 19 exons. Gene Ontology annotation, molecular function: protein binding. The coding region runs from base 482 to 3637 and encodes 1051 amino acids. NCBI's taxonomy places the organism in Eukaryota, Metazoa, Chordata, Mammalia, Rodentia, Cricetidae. The record is from RefSeq and is a predicted model, not a curated record. Gene Ontology annotation, cellular component: plasma membrane; stereocilia ankle link complex; cilium. Gene Ontology annotation, biological process: sensory perception of sound; auditory receptor cell stereocilium organization.